GGAGAGACUGCUUCCGGGUCGAAGGGCUUGCUUCCGGAGAGCGGGAAGGCUAAAACGCGGUAGCUGAACUGGAGCCAACGUUUAUUCUGUGUGGAAAAGGCUUUAGCCAUGGACAGGAGUGGCUUUGGAGAUAUAUCAUCCCCUGUAAUCCGGGAGGCAGAGGUGACACGGACUGCACGGAAACAGAGUGCUCAAAAAAGAGUUUUAAUUCAGGCAUCUCAAGAUGAAAAUUUUGGUAAUACUACACCAAGAAACCAGGUUAUCCCUCGAACUCCCAGCUCAUUUCGACAGCCUUGUUCUUUCUACCAACCUUUUGUUUAUAGUUACCCCAACGAGCCGAAGCUUACUAAGGCAGCCAGAUAUUUCCUGCAUUCUUGGAACAGGAGGGAGGUCACCCCGACUUACACAGUCUUCAGGGUUCUUCGGAAAUCUCUCCAUGGUUACCAAUCUGGAUGACAGUAACUGGGCAGCUGCAUUUUCAUCACAGCGUUCCGGGCUCUUCACAAACACAGAGCCUCACAGUGUAACAGAAGAUGUAACUAUCAGUGCUGUUAUGUUACGUGAGGAUGAUCCUGGAGAAGCUGCAUCCAUGAGUAUGUUUUCUGAUUUCCUGCAGUCUUUUCUGAAACACUCUUCGAGUACAGUUUUUGAUCUUGUGGAAGAGUAUGAAAACAUCUGUGGUAGUCAGGUGAAUAUACUGAGUAAAAUAGUGAGUCGAGCAACACCUGGACUUCAAAAAUUUUCAAAAACAGCCAGUAUGCUCUGGCUUCUUCAACAGGAGAUGGUCACAUGGAGGCUGCUGGCUUCUUUGUAUAGAGACAGAAUACAGUCUGCAUUAGAAGAGGAAAGUGUACUUGCAGUUACUGCUCUUAAUGCCAGUGAAAAAACAGUUGUGGAAGCGUUAUUUCAGAGGGAUUCACUUGUUCGACAAAGUCAGCUGGUGGUAGAUUGGUUAGAGAGUAUUGCCAAAGAUGAAAUUGGAGAAUUUUCUGGUAAUAUUGAGUUUUAUGCAAAAUCAGUAUAUUGGGAAAAUACUCUGCAUACCUUAAAACAACGGCAGCUGACUUCUUACGUUGGAAGUGUUCGUCCACUUGUCACUGAAUUGGAUCCUGAUGCUCCCAUAAGACAGAAAAUGCCACUUGAUGAUCUGGAUAGAGAAGAUGAAGUUAGAUUACUCAAAUAUCUCUUCACGCUAAUCCGUGCUGGAAUGACAGAAGAGGCACAACGACUCUGUAAACGCUGUGGUCAAGCAUGGAGAGCUGCAACACUUGAAGGCUGGAAACUGUACCAUGACCCUAAUGUUAAUGGAGGAACAGAAUUAGAACCUGUUGAAGGGAAUCCAUAUAGACGCAUUUGGAAAAUAAGUUGCUGGAGAAUGGCAGAAGAUGAGCUUUUUAAUAGAUACGAGAGAGCAAUUUAUGCAGCUUUAAGUGGGAAUCUUAAGCAGCUGCUUCCUGUCUGUGACACCUGGGAAGACACAGUUUGGGCCUACUUCCGGGUGAUGGUGGACAGUCUGGUAGAACAGGAGAUUCAGACAUCAGUAGCAACUCUGGAUGAAACUGAAGAACUCCCUAGAGAAUAUGUGGAAGCAAACUGGACCUUAGAAAAGGUUUUUGAGGAACUUCAAGCUACAGAUAAAAAGAGAGUUCUGGAAGAGAAUCAAGAACAUUAUCAUAUAGUUCAAAAGUUUCUUAUCCUGGGAGACAUUGAUGAUUUGAUGGAUGAGUUUAGCAAAUGGCUUUCCAAAAGCAGAAACAAUCUACCUGGACACCUCCUUCGCUUUAUGACUCACCUCAUUUUGUUUUUCCGUACUCUGGGACUACAGACCAAGGAAGAAGUUUCUAUUGAAGUUUUAAAGACAUACAUACAGCUUUUAAUAAGAGAGAAACAUACAAAUCUCAUAGCAUUUUAUACCUGUCAUUUGCCUCAAGACCUAGCUGUUGCCCAGUAUGCAUUAUUUUUGGAAAGUGUUACAGAAUUUGAACAGCGCCACCAUUGCCUGGAGUUGGCUAAAGAAGCAGAUUUGGAUGUUGCAACAAUAACAAAAACUGUAGUUGAGAAUAUUCGAAAGAAAGAUAAUGGUGAAUUUAGUCAUCAUGACCUGGCCCCAGCCCUAGAUACUGGCACUACUGAGGAGGAUCGUUUAAAAAUUGAUGUAAUUGACUGGUUGGUAUUUGACCCAGCGCAGAGGGCAGAAGCACUGAAACAAGGCAAUGCAAUUAUGAGAAAAUUCUUGGCAUCAAAAAAGCAUGAAGCUGCAAAAGAAGUAUUUGUGAAAAUUCCUCAGGAUUCUAUAGCAGAAAUCUAUAAUCAGUGGGAGGAACAAGGAAUGGAAAGUCCACUUCCUGCUGAAGAUGAUAAUGCUAUCAGAGAACAUUUGUGCAUCAGAGCUUAUUUGGAAGCCCAUGAAACCUUUAAUGAGUGGUUUAAGCAUAUGAAUUCAGUUCCACAAAAACCUACUUUGAUACCUCAACCAACAUUUACUGAGAAAGUGGCUCAUGAACACAAAGAAAAGAAAUAUGAAAUGGAUUUUGGUAUUUGGAAAGGGCAUUUGGAUGCCCUAACUGCUGAUGUAAAGGAGAAAAUGUAUAACGUCUUGUUGUUUGUUGAUGGAGGGUGGAUGGUGGAUGUUAGAGAGGAUGCUGAAGAAGACCAUGAAAGAACACAUCAAAUGGUUUUACUGAGAAAGCUUUGUCUGCCAAUGUUGUGUUUUCUGCUUCAUACAAUAUUGCACAGUACUGGUCAGUAUCAGGAAUGCCUACAGUUAGCAGAUAUGGUAUCCUCUGAGCGCCACAAACUGUACCUGGUAUUUUCUAAGGAAGAGCUAAGGAAGUUGCUGCAGAAGCUAAGAGAGUCCUCUCUAAUGCUCCUAGACCAGGGACUUGACCCAUUAGGGUAUGAAAUUCAGUUAUAGUUUAAUCUUUGUAAUCUCACUAAUUUUCAUGAUAAAUGAAGUUUUUAAUAAAAUUAUUUGUUAUUAAUUUUUUCUUUUGCAUUGCCAUGUAAAAUUUAGACAUUUGAAUUUUGUACUUUUCAGAAUAUUAUCGUGACACUUUGAACAUGUAAUGUAUGUAUAUCAGCAUUUCUGUGUAUGCUUAUUAAUAAAACUAUAUAAAAACUAAAAUUUUUCUGUUUUUACAAA
Messenger RNA from Rhinopithecus roxellana (golden snub-nosed monkey), 3142 nucleotides. RefSeq names its product nucleoporin 107 (gene NUP107). Bases 224 to 2914 code for a protein of 896 amino acids. NCBI's taxonomy places the organism in Eukaryota, Metazoa, Chordata, Mammalia, Primates, Cercopithecidae. Gene Ontology annotation, biological process: protein import into nucleus; post-transcriptional tethering of RNA polymerase II gene DNA at nuclear periphery; mRNA export from nucleus. The record is from RefSeq and is a predicted model, not a curated record. Gene Ontology annotation, molecular function: structural constituent of nuclear pore. Gene Ontology annotation, cellular component: nuclear pore; nuclear pore outer ring. The transcript is spliced from 28 exons.